AUGCCAAGCUAUAAGACUUGCCUACAUCGCCUGCUCGCUGGCUCGGGAGUCGAGUUCUGGUUCUUCUCCAUCGACAGCAAAGAUUUCUUGCCAUGGGUAUGUAUUCAUUCACUGUUGUUGCCAGCCGGCUCAUCAGUUCACGGGGUUCCCUUGCCCGCCUGCAUCUUCUCAUACAUAUCCCCCUUGCUAACCUGUGCAUCAUCAGCCUCCGCCGUAGAACACGACCGCGACUUCUCGAGCGAGGAGAAGCCGCCGGUGUAUGCCAAUGCCGCCCACAACCCCUUGCUGCGGGCGGGCGACUAUGAGGGCAAGCCGACGGAAGAAGAGUUCAAGACGCUGCGUCGUGUGCCCGGCCCCAUGCCCACCGUCGCCUAUGUGAUUUGCGCCGUCGAGUUUGCAGAGCGGGCUUCGUACUAUGGCGUUCAGCAGCUCAUUGGCAACUUUGUCAAUCGCCCGUUGCCGGCCGGGGGAAAUGGCUGGGGUGCUCCUCCCAAGGGCACCCAGGAGACGGCCGGUGCCCUUGGUCUGGGGACCGUCAAGGCCAAUGCCGUCUCUCAGUCCUUCUCCAUGUUGGUGUACACGCUGCCCGUCUUCUUUGGCUGGCUGGCCGACACGAGGACGGGGCGGUUCAAGCUGAUUUGUUGGGGUAUUCUGGUCUUUGGUCUUGCCCAUGCAUUGAUGGUCGUUUCGGCGUCCAAGUCGCUGCUGGCCGAUGGAAGCGCAAAGGUGCCGUAUCUGCUGUCUCUGUAUAUCUUGGCUGUGGGUGCUGGCAAGUCUUGUCCUUGGGGCGCCAUGUUCAAGCCGAAUGUUUCCCCGCUGCUCUUGGAUCAGAUGGCGACUAGAGUGCCCAAGGUGGUCACAACCAAGAAGGGUGAGAGAGUCAUUGAAGAUCCCGAGGCCACAACGGAGCGAGUGAUGUUGUGGUUCUAUCUCCUCAUCAACAUCGGCGGUUUCAUGGGUGUCGCUACCACUUACAGCGAAAAGUACGUUGGCUGGUGGCUAGCGUUCUUGCUCCCGCUCCUACUGUACCUGCCCCUACCAUUCCUCAUGUGGUACCUCAGGAAGCGCCUCAUCCUCCACCCCCCAGCUGGCAGCGAGCUCGGCCGCGUCUUCAAACUGCUAGGCGUCAUUUUCCGACGCGGUGGCAUCAAGAGAAUCGGCCGCAGUGGCUUCUGGGCCCUUGGAAAGCCCUCCAACAUCGCUGCUGCAGGCCUCCACAUCUCCACCGGCUGGAAUGACGAAUUCGUAGAAGACGUCCGACGCGCCUUCCAAGCCACCGGAAUCUUCUGCUUCUUCCCCAUCCAGUACCUCAACGACAACGGCAUCGGCGGCGCAGCCGGCUACCUCUCCACCAUGCUCACCACCAACGGCGUCCCCAACGACGUCAUCCAAAACUUCAACACCCUCAGCAUCAUCGUCGCCGCUCCCAUCUUCAACUAUGCUCUUUACCCUGCCCUCCGCAAAGCACGCAUCCACUACGGCCCUGUCGCCCGCAUCACCACGGGCCUCGCCAUGUCUGCCGUGGGCGGCGCAGGCUACGCCAUCCUCAACUACUACGCCUACCAACAAUCUCCCUGCGGCGAAUACGGCUCCGAUAACUGCACGGUCGGUACCGGCGUAGCUCCUAUCACGAUCUGGUGGAUGGCCAUCCCCUACGGCCUGGGCGGUAUCUCGGAAAUCUUUGUCAACGUGCCCGCGUACGGGAUCGCGUACUCGCGCGCGCCCGUCAACAUGCGCGGUCUCGUGUCUGCCAUCAACCUCUUCAACACGGGGGUUGCGUACGCGAUUGGCCUCGCAUGCUCCUCCGUCAUCCGCGACCCCUAUCUCACGUGGGAUUUUGCGGGCCCCGCCAUUGUAGGUGCCGUUUUAGCCGUCAUCUUCUAUGUCCUGUUUCGCCACAUGGACAAGGAAGAGUAUGUUAUGCGCGACGAGGGCAGUGUGGAUUACGUGUUGGAGUUGGAGGGAACGCCGGGGGUGUUGGGCACGCAUGAGGGGAAUAAGACGGUGAAUGAAACGCCUGCGAUUGGACUCCAUGAGGAAAUGAUGAUUUCGCAGAAACAGUGA
This is a messenger RNA of Plenodomus lingam JN3, 2064 nucleotides long. Lineage: Eukaryota; Fungi; Ascomycota; Dothideomycetes; Pleosporales; Leptosphaeriaceae. The record is from RefSeq and is a predicted model, not a curated record.